UUUCGAGACGAGGGGGUGCUCCUGUACUUUUGUCGUUAAUUGUGACGUUUCAACUUAGGUUUAAUUCCUAAAGGGAGAAACAGGGACAUUUGGGUUCCGUUCAGGACUGCUUCAGCAGGUUAGACUACCGUUGGCGUAACACCAGGCAUCGGUGAAUAAUUCCUCUCUGCGCAUUGCCAAAUCUUAUCAUUCGGCUUGCACGUUCAUGAUGUACAUUCAUCCAUCCUAGUCAAUAUUUUCCCGGCCCAGUGGAAAAAGCAGCAGUGACCUUUUCUGUCAAACAGGACCUGACCUAGACCAGAGACACGCGAGCAGCCACCAUGGACGAGUAUUUCAGCCUGUCCGAGUGCGACGUGAUCGGGUUUGACUUGGAUCACACGCUGUGCCGGUAUCAUCUGAAGGAGACUUCUCGGCUGAUUUAUGAAAGUUUUGCCAGGUUCCUUGUUGAACAUAGAGGUUAUGACAAGGACCUGCUUCAUCUCACUCCAGCCACAUGGGACUUCUGUUUCAAAGGUCUUGUGGUCGACCUGGAGGAUGGGAACCUGGUCAAGCUAGCAGAGGAUGGCACCGUUCUGAGAGCUACACAUGGGACGCAGAACCUGAGCACAGAAAAUAUUAUCAAACAGUACGGCCCUAAAAGAGAAUGGAAGCACUUCAACAACCUGAACUCAACCUUCACAAGAUCAGCUAAAUACUAUUUCUAUGACAACUACUUUGACCUGCCUGGUGCACUUCUCUGUGGACGAUUGGUUGACUUGUUGCAGAAGAGAGGAAGUGAGGUGAAUGCAGAUGUUUGGAAAGACAUGUUAGCUGCCAUCGACCACAACUACAACACCUCUGCGUUCAAAGAUGAUUCAGGGACCUACUUUCCCAGCGUGAAGAGGGACCCAGGGCGGUACCUGCAGCCCUGCUCUGAUUCUGUGAAGACCUGGCUACAGAGCAUGAAAAGCGCUGGAAAGAUUCUGCUCCUUAUUACCAGCUCCCACAGUGACUACUGCAGACUCAUCUGUGAACACAUUUUGGGGAAGGACUUUGAGGAGCUGUUCGAUGUCAUCGUAACCAAUGCUCUUAAGCCAGGUUUCUUCUCACUGGUGCCACAGCAGAGGCCAUUUAAGACAAUUGUGAAUGAUGUAGAGGAGAAUGAGGACUUGCCAUCACUUGAAAAACCAGGCUGGUACUCUCAGGGAAACUGGCUGCACCUCCAUGAGCUGCUCAAAACCAUGACUGGAAAAGCCAAACCUAAGGUUGUGUAUUUUGGAGAUAGCAUGAGGUCAGACAUGUUCCCCGCUAGCAGUUUUGGUGAGUGGGAGACAGUGAUGAUCGUGGAGGAAAUGGAGGGUGAGGGAGUCCCAAAGUGCCAACAAACAAAGCCCACUGAGACUCAAGUAGAGCCACUUGAGAAAAAAGGCAAGUUCGAGGAACAGGGGAUGAAGCAACCGUCCGCCGCAUCCAAUCAGUGGGGUUCCUACUUUGUCGAUGUCCUGCAAACUCCACGGAGUGGGGGUGAGGAACAGCAGAAACUGACCUGGUGUUGCCACUGCAUUCACAAGUACAGCACAAUGGCUAUACCCAGUGUGGAACACAUUGCAGACCUUCCAUUGGAUUACAAAUUUAAGAGAUUUUCUCCUGACAAGCCAUGCACCAAUGGCUACUACCCCAGACCCCCAGAUUCUCUACUGAAGAGAUUUGGAAACGUGUCAUAGAGGACAUCCCACCACUCCUCUUCCUCCUGGGAAUUCCUUCAUUUUUGUCUCAAAUGCCACCAUUUAUGCCUACUGAAGUGUGAGGAGCUCGUUUUUCCAUAUAAACCGUGAGAAUGUUAGCCACUAACACCUGUCAUCGAAACACCUCGUAGUAUUGUGGAUCAAUGUAAAUAUUACUAAAUAUGUGUGUCAGUGGGUUGUAAUGUAGUGUUCUGUGUGUGAGUACUGUGGGAAUACUCUACAACUAUAAGUAAAUAAAUUAACAACAGUUGAAUGUCUCCCUAUCGCUGAUGUGAUUACCUCAAUAAAAUGUUUGAGUGUCUGCAGAACCAAUGUGCCCCCUAAAGCAUUGAACUGAGAUUUCAACACAUGGUACUAGUGUAGGUUGAGCGGGGAUGUCGCGACUGCCGUCCAUUGUGCAUCCAUUCCAGAAAAUAUCGAUGAUGCAGGUGACUAUUUUCUAUGUUGUUUGUUAUUGUUCAUUCGAACGGUGUAUUCUCAAUGUAAUUCCGACACAACAGUUUCACUGGUGUCUUGUGACGGUGUUGUCUAUGUAUUGAAGAGGUUAUAUAUUUCAGGAUUUCAGUUAAGGCUCAUGUAAUCAAACGUCACUUUUGAAUUGAUAUAUAUUACAUAAAAGUAUAUAUUUUAAAACUGCUCGGUUGACAAUGGUGAUUUUGCAAUAAAAUAAUAUCCGAUCCUCAAAAAUGUGGAAUUCUAAAUUUGGAAAGUUCAAGUUGCAAGGCCCGGGCAUUACACAGGUAUGACGAGUAAUAUCAGUAAUGAAUGGACUGGAAUAUGAACUGCUGAAUCACUACCGUAUCUGUUUUUUUUUUUUUUUUAAAUAAAGUCCAAUUGGCCUCGCUGCUCCUUAGCAUAACAGCAUGCUAAGCUUCACCUUUCACCUAUAAGCUCAUCUCUCACACGAAUACAAAUCAAAAGGAGUAUGAUUGGAAGAAAAAAAAGGUAUCUAUUUAACAUAUAUUUGCAUUGAUGCCAUAUAUGCCAUCUACAUGUAUUACUUCAUAUUUGAAUUUGGGAUGCACAAAUCAGUAAAAUAAAUCUAAAUCGAUAAUGUAAAGUAUUAGCAAUGAAUGUGUGGGGAGGACUGUCUUCAUUGUGCCACAAGAUCGUAGUGACGGCACUUAACAAAAAAUAAAUAAAUAAAUAAAUAAAGACGGAGCAGAUGAAUAGGAAAAAAUGUUCAUGGAGACCUUGAGUUGAGACGCCAGUCACAGGAGACAUCACCAAUUUCACACACUUUGGGGCUUUCGAAGAGUUUGAAGUGCGGGGGUCUUGAGGUCGUGUGAAUUUGUUCACACUCUUGUGUCCACUUGUCAUUCUUGUACAGUGUUGCAAAUGAUACAUGUGGUGCUUCAUUAUUUCGCCGCAAGCUGAUGGAGCUUGAGUAAUUGCUAUUAUGCACAUUUCUUUUCACGUGUGUCCACAUUUAAAUCAUCAUUGAUGACCUUGAGUUCUUCAGCAACAACAUAUUGCAGCACAUCUGACUCAGAACACUGCUUGGAGAUCUCCUUCUGUCAACUCCUUACACUGACUGUGUGUAUAAGACUGAAUCCAUCUUUCAUUCUCAUGUUUGGAGUUCCUAGUGACAGAUAGAAAAAUGUAACGUCUUAAAUCGACAGUUGAACGCCACCAGCCAUAAUGUUAUGGCCAUAAUCUUGAGGUUCACUGGAUGUAAAGACUGACGAAACGUCUGAAACUCUGGAGAGACACACUACUUGAUCUCAGUAAAACAAGAUCAUAAAUAAAUAAAAUGGAGCAAAGCUUUCAAA
Molecule: messenger RNA, 3496 nt
Organism: Synchiropus splendidus (mandarinfish)
Lineage: Eukaryota; Metazoa; Chordata; Actinopteri; Syngnathiformes; Callionymidae
Gene: nt5dc1
Product: 5'-nucleotidase domain containing 1
Exons: 13
Coding region: 321-1703 (460 amino acids)
Molecular function (GO): 5'-nucleotidase activity
Source: RefSeq, a predicted model, not a curated record